AGAUAUACAAGUACAUGAGGAAUCUCAAAAACCAUCAGAGGUUCGAGUGCAACUUGGAGCCCAAGUUUCCUUGUUCUGUGUGCAGCUACAGGGCCAAGCGGAAAGGGACUCUGAAGAGACAUUUCUUGAAGCUCCAUCCUGACCAUGAACACCCUGCCUAAUGGUGCUGUAUGGGAGUGUGGGGCUUGCAGCAAAAAGUACAAGUACAAAUACAAUUUGACACAACAUCAGAAACUGGAGUGCGGCAAAACGCCGCAGUUCUCCUGCCAUUUGUGUGACUACAAGGCCAAGUGGAAGAGUAACCUGAAGAGUCAUUACGUGUACCGCCACAACGACCAACCGUUUCCCUUCAAGACGCGGUCCACCUGUGACGCAAUGAGUAGUAACAAUGGGCAGUCAACUCUUUAGGGGUUGUCCAAACAGCGGCUAUCUUGAGAAACAUUAUCAAAUCCUCUCUUUAAAAACUAUUUAUGCAAACUCAUUGACGAAAGAGCUGAAAACCAAAACUUAAAAAUGUUACAAUGAUAAGUCUAGAUUUGUAUAUUUUAUGCCUUAUGUAUUUAUGAUUAUGUAUGCUUUAUUUAUACUUUAUUUGCAUACACUACAAGCAUUGUUGGUGCCACAAACCAUUAUGUUUGAUCAAUGGCAGAGUUCAAAAUGUCUUCCUAACCAGGGGACACCACUGUAAGGUAUAGAGACCCACCUAAAAUUGAUCAUUUAUGAUUUGGGUGAGAAUUGACACUGAAUAAAAUCAGGCAUUUGUAAUUUUUAUCUUGCCUAACUUAACUGAGUAUUAUUAGUUCACCAAAACCGAAAGGUGCUCUAUGUAUUUUACUACUUUUUACUGGCCAUUUUACUAUUUACCGUAACGUUACCACUAAAAACUCGGUUAAGCUUUGGAUUUUUGUGUCUAAUGGUAAAGUAAAAUAUUGUAAACUAAGUAGUUAAAUCAAAUUAUAAUUCCUUAAGCUCUAAGGGUUAUAUUGACAUUCUAAAAGCCAGUGUAAAUUUGUUUAUGAGUUUACAGACCAGAAAUUGACAUCCCUCCCUCUGAGCAUAUUAUUACAAUUCAUUACUUAAGUAGUAGUUCUUUACUCCAGUUUACUAUGGUUUUCUCUUUGUGUUUGGAUUUGACCUAAUUAAACAUUUAAAUAUUGUUAUUAUUUUUGUUGGUUGUAUUCAGUUAUUUCAAUAAAAAUAUAUAGUAUAGCUGCAGUGUUAAAACAUUUUUAUCAGGUAACUCAGAACAAAUUAGUUUGGACAUAUAUUUACUUUUAAUACCAUUUUUAGACAUUUUGCUGCCCGAGAAUCCUCUGUUAAUACAUGAUUAAUACAAUCAAUCAAUACUU
Macrosteles quadrilineatus (aster leafhopper) is the source of this 1349-nucleotide messenger RNA. Its product is annotated as longitudinals lacking protein-like. Lineage: Eukaryota; Metazoa; Arthropoda; Insecta; Hemiptera; Cicadellidae. The transcript is spliced from 2 exons. The coding region runs from base 145 to 408 and encodes 87 amino acids. The record is from RefSeq and is a predicted model, not a curated record.